Molecule: messenger RNA, 2311 nt
Organism: Asparagus officinalis (garden asparagus)
Lineage: Eukaryota; Viridiplantae; Streptophyta; Magnoliopsida; Asparagales; Asparagaceae
Exons: 10
Coding region: 393-2183 (596 amino acids)
Source: RefSeq, a predicted model, not a curated record
UCCUUGCUUUCUUGCUCCUGAAACCGAGAAUCUAUUCUUUUCUCCUCCUUAACCCACAACGGUUGGUUAACUGGCCCAUAACCCCCUUUCUGAUGGCCAAAACUGGUUAGAAAUUGAUAAAUUUCUCUCCAAUUCUGUACUCCUUUUUAUGAACUUUGAGUUGGAAAAGAUUCAAUUGUGGUUUAUUUUGUGGGUUGUCACUGUUUGAUUGCUUGCGGGGGAGUUUGAGUUGGAAAAGAUUCCAUCUUCUUGAUGGUUUCUUCGUGGGUUGCGGUUGGAUUUGUUGAGGUUUUCGGAGUUUAGAAUGAGCAUGAAGUUUGAUUAGCGUGUUUCUUGAAGUGGGUCUUGAGAUUUUUGAGUUGGGUUUGGUUCCUUUUUCGGAUAUUUGAGUAAUGGAGCCUCCAAAGGGGUUCUUGGCAACUCUUUGGAGUUUCCUCAGGUUCUUGCCUUAUUUUGUGGGCUUGCUGAUUUUGGGCAUCGUUAAAGGUGCAUUACUUUGCCCAGUUGUGUGCCUCAUCAUGACAAUUGGAAAUUCUGCCAUCAUCCUUGGGCUCUGGCCUGCCCACUCAGUCUGGACAUAUUACUGUGUAGUAAGAACCAAACAGCUAGGACCUAUUCUGAAGCUUGUCACUUGUAUUGUCAUAUCUGUUCUUUUAGUUCUGUGGCCUCUUGUUAGCAUUAUCGGAAGCAUAGUAGGAGGUGCUGGGUAUGGCUUCUUUGCACCAGUGUUAGCUACCUUUGAGGCUGUUGGAGAGGGAAAGACCAAUGAAUUUAUCCAUUGUUUUGUGGAUGGAACAUGGAGUACAAUCAAAGGAAGUUUCACAGUGGUCAGGGACCUGAAAGAUGUAUGCUUCUACUCCUAUUUCUCAGUUAUGGACGACCUCCGCCUUCAAGUCCCUCCAAAUGGAAAAGCCUACGAGAUCAGAUUGCUUCUAGUUAUUGGUGCAUUUUUGCUUGGAGUAUUCGGUAUCAUAGUCGACAUGCCAAUAAUCACUCUACUAGCUCUUUACAAGAGCCCAUACAUGCUUCUGAAGGGCUGGAAUCGCUUGUUUCAUGAUCUUAUAGGCCGAGAGGGUCCAUUCUUGGAGACUGCAUGCGUGCCUUUCGCUGGUCUUGCCAUUCUUCUUUGGCCCUUAGCAGUAGUUGGAUCAGUAGUGGCCUCUUUUCUAUCAAGUUUAUUUUUGGGUGGAUAUGCAUCUAUUGUCACUUACCAGGAGUCAUCAAUCAGGAUGGGGUUUUCCUAUGUAGUCUCUUCCUUGGCUAUUUAUGAUGAGUACAGCAAUGAUGUUCUUGAUAUGCCUGAAGGUUCUUGCUUCCCGAGGCGACCUUAUAGGAAGCAGGAGAUGCUUGGUGCUGCUUCAUUCUCAAGGCCUUCUUCUUUUCGGCAGAAUCAGGAACUGAAAAACAAUCCUCCUUCACGCACUGGGUCAGUCAAGAGUGCGAUAUCUGAACUGAAAUCGUUUAAGUUACUUGAACAACUAUUCACUGAAUGCAAGCGCUAUGGUGAGGCUCUUGUUUCUGAAGGGGUUAUAACCCGCAAAGACAUUGAAGAUUGCAAGUCUGGCAAGAGUGGCCGUACUGUAAUAAGUAUUGGAUUGCCAGCUUAUGCUAUCCUUCAGGCUCUUUUCCGUUCUGCAAAGGCCAACUCUGAUGGCAUACUGUUAAGCGACAACACGGAGAUAACAACUAGCAACCGACCAAAGGACAAAUUUUUUGAUUAUUUCUUUGAUCCGUUAUUGAUAAUGAAGGAGCAGAUUAGGAUUGAGAAUUUUACAGAUGAGGAAGAGGAGUAUCUGUCAAAAUUAGUCUUGUUGAUCAGUGAUCCUGAGAGAUUGAAGUCUCUUCAGGCUGAAUCACCACAAGCGAGUGAGAGAAGACAAGCAGAGAUCAAUGCAGUAGCUCGGAGGUUGCAGGGAAUUACAAAGUCUAUAUCAAGAUACCCGACAAUGAAACGCAGAUUUGACGAGCUUGUUAAAUCAUUUUCUCAAGAGCUUGAAAGAAAAUUUGGUGGGAGUCAGUCUACAAAUGGUUCUCAAUCUACUAACAGGAGAAUGAGAAGCGGCCUUGGCCGAAUGUUUAGUCAAAAAUCGUUUUCGAAUAACAGAGAAAAUACUCAAGAGAUUGAUGAGGAGGCUGCAAGAUUUACAGACAGUGGUUCUAUAGUUAUAGAGCAUGUUCAGUGAGAAAUCCUUUUCCCUUUUUGUAUUCUUUUCUGAAGAAUGUAAUUAUCUUUAAAAUGUUGUAUAUUAACACCAUCUGUUUGAUAUUAAAGUUGUUGCUGUGCUGGGGAGUGAGUGAUUUCACUUUGAAA